GAUUUCCGAAGUAGACCGGAGUCACUCUUAUGUCGUUUAAAAUAUCACAAUCACUUACCAGAGUUGCCCUUUGAUCCGAAAUUCUUGUCAUAUCCGUUGGAACCGUCUCGUUUUCUACAGUAUGUUGCCACAUCGUUAGAACGAAACUACAAGCACGAACUACUCACAGAAACCGAUGUUGGUGUUGAAGUGGAUCUGAUAGACCCUGAUGUAUUUAAAGUUGAUCGAUCAGGUAUUAAGUUGCAUCCAGAUGAUGAGAGACUACUGGAGGAUGAUACACCCGCGGCAAUAAAUGCUAGAAAAUCGAGACAUCAAAAGUCGGUUUCUUGGCUGAGACGUACGGAAUACAUUUCCACGGAAUUGUACAACCGGUGGAAUAAAUCUGAAAAAGUGGAAUCCAAGUUGGGAUACAGUGUAAAACGUCAUCUGAAUGAAGAAAUUGUUUAUCGCGAUCGAGAAAGUCAAAUUAAUGCAAUUGAAGCAACAUUCAAGGCAGCAAGAAAGCCGAUUACUAAACACUACAGCAAACCAAACGUCCAUGCUGUAGAGGUUUUACCGGUGCUUCCUGAUUUUGCAUUGUGGCGUUAUCCUUGUGCUCAGGUAUGUUGCAGGUUCUCGUGGCUAUGGGGUUUACCCCGUCUGCAGUUCAUCACACUAGUAAAAAACAGCAAUAAGUACAAAAUGAAAAAAACAAAAGUAAACCCCAUAAUCAAUGGUAUACUGUAA
Molecule: messenger RNA, 726 nt
Organism: Echinostoma caproni
Lineage: Eukaryota; Metazoa; Platyhelminthes; Trematoda; Plagiorchiida; Echinostomatidae
Source: the annotation of a GenBank genome assembly